CGUCCGCCAUUGCUGUGUGAGGCCGGAAGGAAGGCGGCGGGAGACACCGAGAAGGAGAGACACAGAGAGAGAGAGCGAAGGAAGGAAGGAAGGAAGGAAGGAAACACAGGGAGGGGAAAUGAAGAUUUUAUGGAACCACCUCUGGGAUACAGAAAGGAAAACAAUAAUAUAGGAAGAGGAAAUCAUCUCAAGGUGAUGAUCUUGCUGAAUUCUUGACUUCACUUACAAAUAACAAAAGAAAUAAGAUUCAAGUAUCUGUGUUGCAAAUAAUCAUCCAGAUCACUGUUGACAUGAAGGAGAAAGCAUCUGAAUGCCUGGAGUGUGGAAAGAGCUUCUCUGACAGUGGAGAUUUACAUUUACACCAAAGUACUCACACUGGGGAGAUGCUCUAUACACGCUUGGAGUAUGGAAAGAGCUUCACUGGCAGUGAAGGUUUGCACUUACAUCAGAAAAGUCACACUGGGGAGAAACCCUAUAAAUGCCUGGAGUGUGGACAGAGCUACACUCAUAUUUCCCGUCUACGUUCACAUCAAAGGAUUCACACUGGGGAGAAACCCUAUAAAUGCCUGGAGUGUGGAAUGAGCUUUGCUCAGAGUGGAAGCCUAUGUUCACAUCAAAGGACUCACACAGGAGAGAAACCUUAUAAAUGCCUGGAGUGUGGAAAGUGCUUCACUGAGAGUGGAAAUCUGCAUUUACAUCAAAGGACCCACACUGGGGAGAAACCUUAUGCAUGCCUGGAGUGUGGAAUGAACUUCACUCAGAGCGGAAGUCUACGUUCACAUCUAAGGACUCACACUGGGGAGAAACCCUAUAAAUGCCAAGAGUGUGGAAAAAGCUUCACUCAGAUUGCAAAUCUACAUUCACAUCAAAGGACUCAUACUGGGGAGAAACCUUAUAAAUGCCUGGAAUGUGGGCAGAGCUUCUCUCAUAGUUCACGUCUACGUUCACAUCAAAGGAUUCACACUGGGGAGAAACCCUAUAAAUGCCUGGAAUGUGGGCAGAGUUUUGCUGAGACUGGAAGCCUACGUUCACAUCAAAGGACUCACACCGGGGAGAAACCAUUUAAAUGUCUGGAGUGUGGAAAGAGAUUCCCUCAUAGUUCGGGUCUAUAUUCACAUCAAAAGACUCACACAGGGGAGAAACCUUAUAAAUGCCUGGAGUGUGGAACGAGUUUCACUCAGAGGAAUCAUCUAGAGCAGCAUGAAAGGACUCACACUGGGGAGAAACCCUAUAAAUGCAUAGAGUGCGGACAGAGCUUCACUCACAGUGGAAGUCUACAUAAACAUCAGAGGACUCACACUGGGGAGAAACCCUAUAAAUGCCUUGAAUGUGGAAAGAGUUUCAUUCACAACGGAGAUCUACGUGCACAUCAAAGAACUCACACUGGGGAGAAACCUUACAAGUGUCUUAAUUGUGGACAGAGUUUCACUCACAGUGGUAAUCUACAUAAACAUCAAAGGACUCACACUGGAGAAAAACUCUAUACAUGCCUGGAGUGUGGACAGAGUUUCACUCAUAGUUCACGUCUACGUUCACAUCAAAGGACUCACACUGGAGAGAAACCCUAUAAAUGCCUGGAGUGUGGACAGAGCUUCACUAAUUGUUCAAGUUUACGUUCACAUCAAAGGACUCACACUGGAGAGAAACCCUAUACAUGCCUGGAGUGUGGACAGAGCUUCACUCAGAAUGGAAGUCUACAUAAACAUCAAAGGACUCACACUGGGGAGAAACCCUACAAAUGCCUGGAAUGUGGACAGAGCUUCACAUAUAGUUCAAGUUUACAUUCACAUCAAAGGACUCACACUGGGGAGAAACUCUAUAAAUUUGUGUUGUAUGGAAAGAGCUUUUCUGAAAGUUCAGAUAUGCAUAGACAUAUUUUUGACAUUGGAGAGAACAGUGGUAUUUGACCCCAGAGAAAUUCUCUCAGACAAGAGUUUUCCGAGCUUUUUUCUUUUUUGGUGACACACACUUUUUAGACAUGCAUCCAUUUGGGGUAUGGCAAUUCAGUUUAACUAGCAAAACAGAGGUUAAACCAAUCCCGUGUAAGAUUUUCAGUAUAAACAAUAUAAUGUAAUAAUAUAGAUUAGUUUAUUAUAAACAUUACUGUAUAAACCAUUCUUGUGUAGCGUCUUCCACAGCUGCUUCAUUUUAAAAUUACUUUUUAAUUGGAAAUGGAAGUUUCUGUAUUCUGUCUGACAUCCCAAUUCCAAUUUUUCCAAUUGUGUAAUUGUUUGUUAACCUUUUCCCAUAAUUGAUUGUAGUUCAAUUGUAUUAUGUUAGCUAGGGUUUUGGGGAUAUAUAACCCCAUUUUAUCCCCAAACUGAAUUAUAAUCCUUUAAACUCUACACACAA
This is a messenger RNA of Anolis sagrei ordinatus, 2352 nucleotides long. The record is from RefSeq and is a predicted model, not a curated record. Lineage: Eukaryota; Metazoa; Chordata; Lepidosauria; Squamata; Anolidae.